AUGAAGCCGCCUCCAACUGAUCCUUACGAAGCAUUCCGAUUAUUGAUUGACGACGAGUUGUUAGAUCUUAUAGUUCGCGAGACCAACGCGAACGCAAUAAGAAUCGGUAAUGCAGAAAACGUCAAACAAAACUCCAGAAUAAAAUCUUGGAAAGAUGUAACAAAAGAAGAACUGCUGAUAUUUUUGGGUCUGCUUCUUCACACAGGAACGAUUCAACUAAGCCGUAUUAGUGAUUACUGGAAACGGCACUAUCUGUAUAACAUUCCAAGCUUCGGACAAUUUAUGUCACGAAAUCGUUUCAUGCUGAUUUUACGGUGUCUACAUUUUACUUCCGAGUCAAGUGAAGACCGUCUAAUUAAAAUCCGACCAUUUAUGGAUCAUUUUAACAAUAAAAUGAAAAUGAUUUACUGUCCGGGUAAAGAGCUAUCAUUGGAUGAGUCCAUGGUGUUGUGGCGCGACCGAUAUGUAUUCAGACAGUAUAUAAAAAAUAAACGUCAUAAAUAUGGCAUAAAACUAUAUGUUUUAGCUGAACCAGACGGUACGGUCUUAAAAUUUCAAGUUUACGCCGGUGCUAAUGAUGAAACAUCAGGCAAAGGACAUAGCAGUAAGAUGGUCUUUAAACUUUUAGAAGAGAGACUGGACUGUGGCCACCAUGUAUACAUGGCCAAUUACUAUAAUUCUUAUGGCUUGGCUUUGAAAUUGUUAAAUCGAAAAACGUAUUGUACAGGGACGUUAAGAAAAAAUAGGAAAGGUAAUCCCGUCGAAAUUGGCUCUAUCUUACUAGAAAAAGGAGAAAACAAAUCCUUCUUCUUAAACGGCGUUCAUAUCGGUAAAUGGAGAGAUAAGCGAUACGUACUCUAUAUAUCUACUGAGCAUGGCAGUGAGAUGAUAAAAACUACUGCCAAAAGAGGAUCUGAAGUAGUGAAACCGAUGGCCAUCAUUCAUUACAAUAAUUUUAUGUCGAGCGUUGAUCUCCAAGAUCAGAUGUUGGCAUACUAUCCAGUACAAAGAAAGACGCUGCGAUGGUAUAAGAAGUUGUUUGUACAUGUGCUGCAAAUGAGCCUCAUUAAUGCGUUGCAUUUGUACAACAAAUAUUCAGCUAACGACAGAUUAAAUCUCAAUGAUUUUCGGUUAAAGAUACUGGAGAAGCUGUUACCUGAUCCUAAUGUCAUCAACCGACACAAUGUUUUGAAAGUGAAACAUGAACUCACCAAAAUAGAAAAGACAAGGACGAGACUUAAGACAGUAGGAAGUGUUACAAAAGAAACGAUCGAAGUGGCCCGAAAAGAAUGCAAAGGUUGCAAAGCAGAGAGAAAAAGGGUGCAAACAAUUUAUGAAUGUAAGCAAUGUCAAGGUUCUCCAGGUUUCUGUACAAAAUGUUUCUGCCUAGCACAUUCCUAA
Molecule: messenger RNA, 1401 nt
Organism: Papilio xuthus (Asian swallowtail)
Lineage: Eukaryota; Metazoa; Arthropoda; Insecta; Lepidoptera; Papilionidae
Source: RefSeq, a predicted model, not a curated record